AUGGAAAUCAGUUACGAAUUAUGUUUUACCGUUGAGCUCGAGGAAGCUGGUGCCAGACAACUACAUACGUUUUGUCUAUGUGGACGGCUGCAUUUGAAUUCAUGUAUUCAUUAUAAUGACUAUAGUCAGUUGUUCAAGCGACGCCAACGCCAACGCAACGCCAAAGUUCUAUGUGGGCGGGCCUCAAGUUAUUUCCAUAUAUCACAGCCGCCUAACGUUGCCGUGAAAACAAUUGUCUCUCAACCUGAGUGCUCGCCGCGCGCCGUUAAUAUGGCAAUGUCUCCCUCACCUACUAGCCCACUCCCUCAACAACAGCAACCUGCUAUGCAACUCCAGCACCAACAUUCGCAACAACAGCAAAUGGGAACAAAACGCAAUAGAGUGCUCACGCGUCAACCGCGUAUUAAACGCGAUAGUGAUAGUUUAUCAAAUGCUCAAGCUUCACCCGAACCGACAGGUUCAUGUAUCGACUUUGAUCCCUUCAGCAAUUCCCCCGGCAGUAGUACGCAUUCAAAUUUUGCGCCUGCCCAUGCUCACCAGCUGCAUACACAACCCACACACCACCACCACCACCACCAACACUUGUUGACUGUGCCGCCACGUAUUGAACGUCACUCUUCCGAACCAGCACCGAGUUUGACUCCGUCUUCACCACAUUUAUUAUCAGUUCCGCAGAAUUCACCCUUCCUUAUGAAACAGCAUUCGGAUCCGUUACUGCCCACACAGCAUUCGCUUAGUGCUGCCGGCUCAUUAAUAGUUGGUGGCGGUGGCACAAACCCCUUUGCACCGUUACAUCGUCAGUUUUCACACCCACUUUCGGGCACAACCACUAACGCCAGCAGCAGCAGUGCUGGCACGAGUCAUAUCACCAACAUUUCGUUGCAUCAUCCACAACACAUAUCACUACCGGAAUCAAUGUACACGUCCGGUGGAUCACCACCGCCAGCUGGGUCUUCGCAAUAUGUAGUACCACAUCAAAUCGUAUCAAGUGGAAGCGGAGGAUCGUCCAAUGAGGUGAUCGGCACUAUGAGUACAUCAUCUACAGCCGCUAGUCCUUCAAAAAUGCUCACCCUACCACAGUUUACUACAACUUAUAUUGAUGACAGUGGUACAGGUGGCCGGACUGGUUCACCGACAACCUCAUCAUCCAUUACUGGCGUCCAAGGUAAUACAUCAAGCGUUAGUUCGGCACCAUUGGAGGGCGUUCGAUCUUCAGAAUCGAACACACCACCACCGACGAGCAAUUUUCGUAGUUCAAAAUCCGCAACGGGUGCUCUAUUAUCGGAGCGUAGAAGCAGUUUGCACCCUGGAGCCACUGCUACGAGUAGUAGUUCGUUUGAGCACUUACCCUCUUUGCGAGUCAAGAGUGAGGAGUUACAAAGAUCGGUGUCUUCUCCACAAACCUCUCGGGAGAUCAUCACCUUGGAAAAUCCUCGUUCUAGUCAUUGCCCCGUAAUACGUCCCGGACCGGCUCUGGGUUGUAACUUUUGUUGGAACACAAUAGAUGGACAUGGUAGAAUUUUGCGGCGCAAAACUAAAUACCACUGUCCCGAAUGCCAAACGAAUUUAUGUAUUGUACCAUGCUUUCAAGAGUAUCACGAACGACAAAAUAGUGAAGCAGCAAAUGCUUCGUCCGGAAAUGAUAACAACAGUAAAUCAUUCUCAGGAACCACCGGCAGAAGUGGAAGUAGCGGCAGUGGAGGUAGUAGCACUCGCCACUUUUCCAAAACUGAGUCCAUUUGAAAGCGUUAAUUGGUGACCGUAUAUACAUAUUUUGAGAGGUUUUUAUUGUCGAACCGGCAGCAUUUGCUGCUGGAAAUAAAAUUUGUUGUUUGUUAGGAGGGCUAAGGCUACCUUUGACUUUGGACCAAAGGUGUUAGUCAUUUAAGUCCCGCCUCAAAAACAUAAGCAUAUACUUAAACUCCGUAAGUGCGAAUUGAGUUCGCAUGAGGUGUAAGAUAUACUUACAAUAAAUAUUUGUAUGUAAAAAAAAAACUAAAAAAAAACUAAAGAGGUUAUGUACUUGAAGCCACAUUUGUAUCUACCAAGAAACUACAUACAAACGUAUAUAUAUAAUUGUUUUCAUUGUAAGACUUGUUGCUGUGCAACGAAGUCAAUUUUGAUGUUGAAGUAUUUGCGACAGCACGGGUAAAUGACAUUUUGCAGGUGCAAAUGCAUGGCAAUAAAUUUUUUUGUGGGCCUUUUGUACAAUAUUGUUUAGUAGGCUUCGUGCGUAAGAUGUUUAAGCACUAGGUAUUGGUACAAAAGAAAAAAAUAUUAAUAUUUUUCACGAAUUUUGUCUUUUAAUGAACAACUCACUUUGAUGUAAGAUGGUUUAUUACAUAACUAUACAAAAAAAAAUUACUAAAAAAAACAUACGUAAGCUAACAUACUUAUUAUAACUAAGCAGAAUUUGUUGAUUGUUGCGCCACUAAGAAGUCUCCGAAAAUUGGAGAGUUACUAACUACGGCGCCCUAAAAAUUAAAUUUGUUGUUUUAGUGCCAUAUUGCAAUUCACUGUAAACUUAGGUGUUUUCGUGGCAUUUGGUGAGUGGAUUUUUAAAUUGUGAAAAUGCAGAAUUACAAUAUGUACAUACUAUGUACAAGUUUUAGAAUUGGCA
Messenger RNA from Rhagoletis pomonella (apple maggot), 2620 nucleotides. RefSeq names its product atrophin-1-like. NCBI's taxonomy places the organism in Eukaryota, Metazoa, Arthropoda, Insecta, Diptera, Tephritidae. Bases 1 to 1743 code for a protein of 580 amino acids. The transcript has 3 exons. The record is from RefSeq and is a predicted model, not a curated record.